AUGGCCCCUGCGCUGCUCCUGGUCCCUGCCGCCUUAGCCUCCUUCAUUCUGGCAUUCGGCACUGGAGUCGAAUUUGUUUGCUUCACAUCUUUGCAACCACUGCUCGGGGGUGCCCAGAAGUUGGGUCCAGAUACUCGACAGGAAUGGUUGACUGCCCUGCAGGACCCUGGCAUCUUGGCAGCUCUAGCUCGGGACCUGGGGCUGCUGCUGCUAUUCGUGGGGCAGCACAGUCUUAUGGCAGCUGAGCCUGUGAAGACAUGGAUGACCCAGCACUUUGGGGUCCUGCAGAGGUCACUCUACGUGGCCUGCACUGCCCUGGCCCUGCAGCCUUUACUCAUGGCCAUAGUAGUGAUGCGUUAUUGGGAGCCAGUGCCAGAGGGUCCAGUCCUAUGGGAAGCACAGUCAGAACCUUGGGUGACAUGGAUACCCCUUCUCUGUUUUGUGGUGCACAUCAUUGCUUGGCUUCUCAUCUUUAGUAUUCUCUUGGUUUUUGACUAUCCUGAGCUCAUGGGCCUCAAACAGGUAUAUUACCAUGUGCUGGGGCUAGGGGAGCCAUUGGCUCUGAAGUCCCCUCGGGCACUGAGACUCUUUGAGCACUUGAGACAUCCAGUGUGUGUGGAACUCCUGACAGUGCUAUGGGCUGUGCCUAGCCUGGGCCUCGACAGAAUUCUUCUGGCUGUCCUGCUCACGCUCUACCUGGGCCUGGCACAUGGGCUAGACCAGCAAGACUUGCGCUAUCUCCGUGCCCAGCUUCAAAGAAAGCUUCAGUUACUUGCUGGGCCCAAUGAUGGAGAUGCUGAGUGAAAUCUAACCCCCUAGGGUAAAACUAUCGUCCCUAGGCUCCAAAGCCCAGUAUGCACUCCUUCUGUCCCUAGAUUCCAAGUUUUGUUCCCUGAAAUCCAGGAGCUAUCCUAGAGAACCUAUCUUCUGGAUUCCAAGUUCCAUUCCUGAACUUGAGAUUUCCAUACCUAUUCCAACUAGAGACACCAUCCCAUGAAGCUUGAGGUGACAUCCUUCUGGAUCCUAGAUGCUUCUUCCCAACUCCCCAACUCUGUCUCUUCUGAAUUCCAAGCUUCCUUCCCUUUGGACUUUAGGAAUGGUUCUCAGGUUAUUGGAAUGUAAAUUCCUGGCUUGGAACCCACACUCAGUUUUAAGAUUUGGUAUCUCUUAAUCUAGGAUCCCACUCCUCUAACUUAAGGACUGCUCAGUUCAAUCCAGAGAGAGGAAUGAGACCCUUGGGGAACACAUUGGUUGUGUCUCAAACAAGAGGUCUCUAUUUUCCCCUCCAAAUUCUAGGGUAAGAAGUUGUCCCUGGCUAGCCCUCUACCACUGAUUCCCAACCCUAUACUCAGGGACCUCUCCUUUUCCUUGAUAUCUUUAACUACCCGUGUUAGAAUAGACCUGAAGUGUUUUCUAGCCUCUAGUUUGAAGUUCCUUUCCUUAGCUCCCUGUUUCUCAUCUUCCAGCCUUUUCCUCAGGAUCUUUGAGGUUCUUUCAAGAGUCCCUCAUCAGUUAGACUCUCCAUGCCUUCACAUCAAAUGUUGGGAGGAUGGGGCAGGGACUUCUCUGCUCCCCACCCCCAGUGAUUUCAUGUUUCCCAGAUAAAAUGUAAGAAGCUGGUAAAUAAAUCCAACCACAAUGUCUUUUAUUCACAUGCC
Gracilinanus agilis (Agile Gracile Mouse Opossum) is the source of this 1658-nucleotide messenger RNA. RefSeq names its product nurim (gene NRM). Lineage: Eukaryota; Metazoa; Chordata; Mammalia; Didelphimorphia; Didelphidae. The record is from RefSeq and is a predicted model, not a curated record. Bases 1 to 804 code for a protein of 267 amino acids. Gene Ontology annotation, cellular component: nuclear membrane. The transcript is spliced from 5 exons.